CCGCCCGCAGACGCUCGGAACUACGGACCCGAGAGCUGCCCCGAGAGCGCCGGCGGCGGGAGCGAGUGGGUCGCGCGGGCCGAGCCGGGCCGGGGGCCGUGUGGGGGCCGGGCGGCGGCCGGGCCGGCGGGCGGCGGGAUGGGCUGCACGGUGAGCGCCGAGGACAAGGCGGCGGCCGAGCGCUCCAAGAUGAUCGACAAGAACCUGCGGGAGGACGGCGAGAAGGCGGCGCGGGAGGUGAAGUUGCUGCUGUUGGGUGCUGGGGAGUCGGGGAAGAGCACCAUCGUCAAGCAGAUGAAGAUCAUCCAUGAGGACGGCUACUCCGAGGAAGAAUGCCGGCAGUACCGGGCGGUUGUCUACAGCAACACCAUCCAGUCCAUCAUGGCCAUCGUCAAAGCCAUGGGCAACCUGCAGAUUGACUUCGCUGACCCCUCCCGCGCGGACGACGCCAGGCAGCUGUUUGCGCUGUCCUGCACGGCCGAGGAGCAGGGCGUGCUCCCCGAGGACCUGUCCGGCGUGAUCCGGAGGCUCUGGGCCGACCACGGCGUGCAGGCCUGCUUCAGCCGCUCCCGGGAGUACCAGCUCAACGACUCCGCUGCCUACUACCUGAACGACCUGGAGCGCAUCGCACAGAGCGACUACAUCCCCACCCAGCAGGACGUGCUGCGGACCCGGGUGAAGACCACGGGCAUCGUGGAGACACACUUCACCUUCAAGGACCUGCACUUCAAGAUGUUCGACGUGGGCGGCCAGCGGUCUGAGCGGAAGAAGUGGAUCCACUGCUUCGAGGGCGUGACAGCCAUCAUCUUCUGCGUGGCCCUGAGCGCCUACGACCUGGUGCUUGCGGAGGAUGAGGAGAUGAACCGCAUGCACGAGAGCAUGAAGCUGUUCGACAGCAUCUGCAACAACAAGUGGUUCACGGACACGUCCAUCAUCCUCUUCCUCAACAAGAAGGACCUGUUCGAGGAGAAGAUCACUCACAGCCCCCUGACCAUCUGCUUCCCCGAAUACACAGGGGCCAACAAGUACGAGGAGGCAGCCGGCUACAUCCAGAGCAAGUUCGAGGACCUGAACAAGCGCAAGGACACCAAGGAGAUCUACACACACUUCACGUGCGCCACCGACACCAAGAACGUGCAGUUCGUGUUCGACGCCGUCACUGACGUCAUCAUCAAGAACAACCUGAAGGACUGCGGCCUCUUCUGAGGGGCAGCCGACCUGGCAGGACGGGCCGCCGCCGAAUCUGCUCCCCCAGUUCCUAAGGAAGAUGGGGGCAAGAGGACCACGCCCCCCACCUGCCCUCCCCACCGCUUCCCCCCUCUCUCUGUUCUUGGCUCCCCCUGUUGCCUCCCUCAGCUCCCAAGACUUGGGGAAGGGGGUGCCACAGGCUUCCCUGUCCGAAGCCUGCCCUUGUCCCAGGUGCUGGGAACAGCUGGGUACCCCUUUCCUGGGCAUCUGUCUGUUCUGGAUUUGGCCCUUGUCUUGUUCUGUGGUGGGGGAGGGGCACUCACUCCUCCAGCCUGGGACCCCGGCUUCACCCAGCCCCAGCCCCUGGCCCAGCCCAAGGCCAGAUGUUUACAGGGAGCCUCCUGCCCCCACCCCCACCCCAGCCGCUCGGAGGCCCCAAGGAAAAGCACAAGACGCGUGAGACACCACCAUUCCUGGAGACCACAGUCCACCGCUCGUUCUCGUAGCUUUUUAAAAAAACGAAAGGAAAAAAAACCACGCAAACUUAGAAACUUUUUAGAGGAAAAAGUAUUUAAAACUGUCCGAUCCUGACCAGCUCCCCCAGCCCCAUUCGAGCGACGCCGUGCCUUGAGUGUGUCCGUGUGUUUACACCCGCCCUGCUGGCUGCCCCUGUGCGGCCCCCCUGCCCCACACCGUCGGGUCCAAGGGCUGCCAGCUUCACAGAGGCCUGUCCCAGGGCCACCGGCUCCAUUAACCUCCAUGUAGCCCUUCCCGCUAACCUAGGAACCACCGCUGCCUGCCGAGGGGCCGCGCCCCUCGUGCCCUCCCCCAGGUCGGGUCCUUCAGCGUUGAACACUUCCUUGCUUUUUUCACGUUUUCGGGAAUUGUUCACCUGGUUUGAAAUAAUAAAAUGUAGAAAGAAAAACACCAA
This is a messenger RNA of Myotis myotis, 2119 nucleotides long. It is a transcript of the gene GNAI2, whose product is annotated as G protein subunit alpha i2. The record is from RefSeq and is a predicted model, not a curated record. Lineage: Eukaryota; Metazoa; Chordata; Mammalia; Chiroptera; Vespertilionidae. Gene Ontology annotation, molecular function: G-protein beta/gamma-subunit complex binding; G protein-coupled receptor binding; GTP binding. The transcript is spliced from 9 exons. Gene Ontology annotation, cellular component: heterotrimeric G-protein complex. The coding region runs from base 139 to 1206 and encodes 355 amino acids. Gene Ontology annotation, biological process: adenylate cyclase-modulating G protein-coupled receptor signaling pathway; gamma-aminobutyric acid signaling pathway.